Messenger RNA from Guillardia theta CCMP2712, 720 nucleotides. RefSeq lists its product as hypothetical. The coding region runs from base 1 to 720 and encodes 239 amino acids. Lineage: Eukaryota; Cryptophyceae; Pyrenomonadales; Geminigeraceae. The transcript is spliced from 10 exons. The record is from RefSeq and is a predicted model, not a curated record.
AUGGACAAGAUAGCAGGCGCAGUCAUCUCCUCCAAACUUUCGAGCGCAUCGGAAUCGCUCGGCAUCGACAAGUUUGUCUCCAGCGUCGAGGAAAAGUUUGACAAGUUCGGCACGAAGAAGGAGAACGAGGCGGAGGGGCAGCGAAGUGAAAAUGCAGAGGAGAAGAAGAAAAGUUUCAUCCCGGAUGCUCUCAAGAGCUCGGACAUGAAGGCCAAGGAGAGGUUGCAUGAGAAACGCGCAGAGCGCGAGAAGAUGGCGGAGCAGAUGCGCAAAGAGAUGAAUAUCAAGCGACAAGUACCGGAAGAGACGCCAGCCAAGGAGCAGGAGCAAGAGAAGGGCGCUAUCUCCUCGAUGAUGAGCGGGGUCAAGAGCGGACUCGAGAAGACUGCGGACCUCGGGAGCACAGCUGGAGCCAAACUCCUGCAGGGCCUGUCAGGGAUGUCGAGCAAAGUGAAGUCUACCAUCAUGCGGAGCCCCGGGCAGGAGGAGCAGGAGGGAGAGAAAGUAGAGGAUCGCAGGAUGGAACAGAAAGAGACUGAAGAAGCCGCCGCUUCCACAACUCCUCCUAAGUCCGGCCCGUCCUCGAUGGGCAGCAAACUGCAGGAUUUGAAGGAGACAGCAAGCUCGUCGGCAUCUAAGGGGAAGCAACUUGUGACGAGCGGUGAGACUUGUGGCUGCGAGCGGCUAGAGGGUGACGAGGAGAGACAGGCUUCUCGAUGA